AUGCGAGGACACGGUGAAGUGCAGAAUGAAAUGCGUGUGUGUGCGUGGAAGAAAGAGCACAUUCAGGUGCAGAGUAAAUGGGGCACAGGCGAACAAACAUCAAUCAUCCGAAGUGGCAUUCGAAAGUGGACUGGCACAGAAGUGGACUGCAAAUUGAACGCCGCGCCUUCGACGCCUGCACAUCCUGACCGCUCUCCAAAACCUGGCAGAAAUAGAAGCACGACACUUCACGUCACCACUGUCGUCACCUUCCACAGGAGCAAAUCUCGAAGUAACUUCGCACGUGACAGCAUCCACGCGGCAUAUUUCCCCACGCCUCGUCCCCUUUUCGCACACUAG
This is a messenger RNA of Mesocestoides corti, 339 nucleotides long. NCBI's taxonomy places the organism in Eukaryota, Metazoa, Platyhelminthes, Cestoda, Cyclophyllidea, Mesocestoididae. The record is from the annotation of a GenBank genome assembly.